Marchantia polymorpha subsp. ruderalis is the source of this 1616-nucleotide messenger RNA. The record is from the annotation of a GenBank genome assembly. Lineage: Eukaryota; Viridiplantae; Streptophyta; Marchantiopsida; Marchantiales; Marchantiaceae.
CUGCUUUACCUGCUUAUUCUGUACAAUCCACGUGCUUUCCCUUUAACUUCAGAAUGAGUACUUCCUCUCGAGCUCGCUGCCUUGACUGCCCUUUUUGGCACAAGCUCGCAGCAAUCUUGUUUCUGGUCGCCGUACUUACUCCAGCUCCUGCUGUCAGUGCUACUCCAAUUAAAGGCAGAAAUCAUGUGUGUCCCACGGCCUUCUGGAAUUUCGGAGACUCGCUGACGGACACCGGAGGCACGCUUGACGUCUUCGCUUUGUCCUUGGACCCCGAGCGCAGCCCCUAUGGAGAAUCGUUCUUCAAACGACCAGCUAAACGAUUCUGCAACGGACGCGUUGUGCCUGACUACUUCUCUCUGGCGUUCAAGUACCCGCUCCUACAACCAUAUCUCCAGGCAGGUGCCUUCGAUUACAACUAUGGAGCAAACUUCGCUUCUGGAGGAACAACUGCUUCCAACGACACUUCUAGGAACCCGAUAUAUCUGUUAAAUCAAGUUGCCCAAUUCGUCAGAUUCAAGCAGAGCGCAACUUCUCAGAAGAAUCAAUUUGCAUGCCAUGCGUUCAAACAGUUUCUGCCUCGCAAUGACUCGUAUGGCGAAGGAUUGUACACCUUUGAAAUUGGAGGAAAUGACGUUCUUAACGCCAUCUUACUCAAAAACCAGACUGCAGCGCAAGUUGUAACUCAAGUGAUCCCUGAUGCCAUGAUGAACAUCCUCGCCACUAUCAAGAUCUUAACAUCAAAUGGGGCCAAAAAGUUUCUCUUCUUCAACACUCCUAAUGCAGGCUGCAGCACCAUAGCUAUGACUGUCCUGGCAUCCAUUCCCGGGCUACAAAAGGAUGAUAUGGGCUGUAUUGUGUUUAUCAAUGAGCUCGAUCAAGCCUACAACAAAGCUCUUAAUGAUACAAUUGCAUCUGCUCGACUUUUAUAUCCUGGUAGAACCAUCUCCAUCUUCAACUACUACGCUGCCAACUUGGAGAUUUUGACAAACCCCUCCCUUUACGGAUUCAAUCCAGCCUUGACCAAGCGUGCGUGCUGUGGAGCUCCUGGAUUUGGAACCCUCAACUUCAACCCACUCGUUACUUGUGGUAAUCCAGGGUCCAACAAAUGUGCAAACCCGGAAGAGUAUGUGAAUUGGGACGGUGUACAUUUUACCGACGCGUUUUACAGGCAAAUCGCCUUAUGGGCCCUCUCUGGAAAAUUUACUGAUAACCCGGUCAACUACACCUCUCUCUGCAAAUUAGAUUUCCGGAACUUUGCAAAGUCUUCCACUUACAACUCUGUGUAUCCUCAGAGUUGCAGGGUUACUUUCACGUGAUUGACUACUGUCGGUUCUUUACAUUUACAUUCAUGGAUCUUAAGCUCGAAAAUUAGAUUUCAAAAGAGUUUAUAAGGGAAUUUCAGUCCCUUCCAGGACGUUACUUGAGAUCAAGGAAAGUUAGAAAUAUCUAGUUGCAAAUGAUCUUGAUGCGGCUGUCGUACAAAAUACUCAUUCUUGGAUUAUAACCACUAGCUAUAGAUUCAGAUAUAAAUUUGAUAGAUAUCCUAAUGGAAUAUCAUGAUAUGAAUUCAAUGAAGUAGUUCGAAGUCUAUGUUGAAAACUAGGAACGAGAGAAGU